CAAAAUAAUAUCGAAUCAGAGCACAUAGAGACAAUCAUGGACAAAAUGAACGUUGCCGUUAAAUAUACAACAAGCGACAAUGAUACCACUCACAUACACAAUGGCUUUGCACAUAUCGAAGGAUUCCAGAUUUUUCAAUUAAUGUUAUGCAGGGUUGGGAUAUAAAAGACUUGUACUCGGUCAGUGUCUUGACGAGGGGAUCGCGACGAGGGUAGACAUUAACUGGUGCGUCCUUUAUAGGUUCAACUACCCAAAGCUACUAUAUCCAUGCUCACUGCUCCCUCCAAGUUCGAUCCCUGUAGAGACUUGUCCAAUCCGCUCGCCUUGCUUUCGCUGAGACACACAAUGAGGACCAGCGCUUUUACCUCCGCUCUCUCCCUUAUUUUCGGCCUCCUUCUCAUCUCUCCAACUCGUGCCCUGAUCAGCAGCAUUUCCGCUCCCACCGAGGUUCUCCACCCAGGUGACAAGUUCAACGUAACGGCCCACACAACCCCUUCCUUGAACCAAAACAACCACCAAUUCUACGCUAUCUUCGGGAUAACGCCCGCUCCAGGCGAGCCCGGCACAAUGGGAAUUCUCAUUCCGGUUGUGUGCACUGGACAUGGCAGAUCGGGCCACAAGGGUAACGAUAGUAAAGGGGCUGACAAGACGAAAACAUGGGGGCACGAGGUUGAAGGGGUGGAGUUGUGGAUGGGAGGUAUGGGGAAUAUGACGGAAUUCAACGUGACGCUGGAAUUACCUAAGAACUUGAACACGACGAAAACACAAGCGGAGUUCCUGCUUCAAACUAGCGUGUUUGGUGUGGUUGGGGCAUUUGGGAAUGCGACGUUGUCCUUUUACAACACCACGAUUAAGAUCGAGUCUUCGUAA
Messenger RNA from Cantharellus anzutake, 870 nucleotides. RefSeq lists its product as uncharacterized. The transcript is spliced from 2 exons. The coding region runs from base 268 to 870 and encodes 200 amino acids. The record is from RefSeq and is a predicted model, not a curated record. NCBI's taxonomy places the organism in Eukaryota, Fungi, Basidiomycota, Agaricomycetes, Cantharellales, Hydnaceae.